ACUUAUGUAUGACCUAAUGACUUAUGGAGUUAUGGUACGUUUUGUUUACCUAGGUAGGUACCUAAAUAUCAAAGAGUAAUACUACUACGUUCUACAAUAUUUCUGGGUUAAUUUAAUUUCGGUGUCGUUAUUUACUAAACAAUGCGGAUUACACUAAUUCGAAAAUUUUGUACUAACAUCCCGAAACAUGGAACGUUUGUGGAGGAAAUGCAAAAUAAUUUCAUUCCCACAAACCUCUUCCAAAAAACAUUGUUAUCAUGCGGAUCCGCGGCCGUAGCUCUUCUGAAUCCGCAUAGAGGUGAUAUGAUCGCUUGCUUGGGAGAAGUUACUGGUAACGAUGCUUUAAAGUACAUGAGGAGUAAAAUUAUUGAAACACAGGAAGGCAAAGAAAUAUUACAAAACAUGCCGCGUAUAAAUUCGAAAACAGUUUCGUUUCAAAAGCUGUCCGAGUUACCAGAGAACACACUUGGGCGUGUAUACGCAGAUUUCAUGAGAGACAACAAUAUUACAGCAGAUUCUCGUUUACCUGUACAAUUCAUAGAUGACCCAGAGCUGGCUUACGUUAUGCAACGUUAUAGAGAAGUUCAUGAUUUAGUUCAUGCCACUUUGUUUAUGAAGACUACUAUGUUGGGAGAGGUGACAAUAAAAUGGGUUGAAGGCAUACAGACCAGGCUGCCAAUGUGUAUUAGCGGUGGCAUCUGGGGUGCGGGCAGACUCAAACCAAGACACAGACACCUGUACCUUCAGUAUUACUUGCCUUGGGCUAUCCGGACAGGAAAUAAUGCCAAGUUUUUACAAGGUAUUUAUUAUGAAAAACGAUGGGAACAGGAUAUAGAUGAAUUUCACAAGGAGAUGAAUAUUGUCAGAUUGAUUAAAAAGUGAUAUUGAAACAUUAUCUAUGAUUAUUCUUGUUAUUAUACCUAUUAAGAUUGGUGAAUUAAACAGUUUUGAAGAUAUUACUCAGUAAGGUAUCAUUUAUGUUACUAUUUUAUUAAUAAAAAGAAAAUAUCUUAGAAA
Molecule: messenger RNA, 1017 nt
Organism: Pectinophora gossypiella (pink bollworm)
Lineage: Eukaryota; Metazoa; Arthropoda; Insecta; Lepidoptera; Gelechiidae
Gene: Coq4
Product: ubiquinone biosynthesis protein COQ4 homolog, mitochondrial
Exons: 3
Coding region: 142-882 (246 amino acids)
Biological process (GO): ubiquinone biosynthetic process
Cellular component (GO): mitochondrion; mitochondrial inner membrane
Source: RefSeq, a predicted model, not a curated record